Messenger RNA from Schistocerca piceifrons (Central American locust), 1798 nucleotides. RefSeq lists its product as uncharacterized. The transcript has 10 exons. The record is from RefSeq and is a predicted model, not a curated record. Gene Ontology annotation, molecular function: calcium ion binding. The coding region runs from base 4 to 1716 and encodes 570 amino acids. NCBI's taxonomy places the organism in Eukaryota, Metazoa, Arthropoda, Insecta, Orthoptera, Acrididae.
UCCAUGGUUCAUGGGGUGGAGUUGGAGGUGGCAAAGAAUGCUGGCACUGUCACACUCAAUCAUUUUUCGAGAGUACUUUCUUUUGUUGGACUGCGCAUUGCUUCAGAGGAGUUUCUUCUACUACUUAAGAAGUUCUUGAAAAGUGGUUAUACAGUGAAUUACAUUGCAUUUGUUAAUGCAAUUGAAAAUAUAAUCCUAGACCUUGAGAAACAUGGAGAGCUUGAAGCAUUAGGGAAAUCAGCCCAGUAUCCUGGCCGUUAUCUGUCAGCUGAGAUGCUAAAAUUACCACGACCUGAGUUGGGAAAAGUUAGCUACCCUGCCCAAGCAACACACACUGCAUUGACAACCUACCCACCAGAUGAAAGUGCAGAUCAGCUAGUCAGACGGUUGCAGCAUCAUGUAUUGAGUGAAGGAAUUAGAACUCGUGAAGUUUUCACAGACAAGGAUCCUCAUAAAACUGGUCGUGUGACACGAGAACAAUUUCGAUGUGCUCUGGAUAUGCUGGGAGUUGCAGGAACACAACGACUAUUUAUGUCUGAGACUGAGAUCCAUUCACUAGCUGAUGCUUAUAUAGAUCCAGAUAAUGAGUCAUACAUUUGCUGGGAUAGAUUUGUGAAUGAUAUUGAUAAAGUAUUUACAGUUCAUGGGCUUGAAAAAUUUCCCUGCUUGCGUGUGGAGGUGCCUCCAAAUGGCGUUCGUGAUGUUCCACGGAGGGGCGCUGUACAGCCUGGGACACCUCUUCCUAAACUUUGUCAGGAUGCACUGGAUAAUAUUAAAAUCCAGCUCAAAGAACUUAGUUGUCAGCUCCGUCCUGGAUUCAGCAACUACGACAAACGCAGGUGUGGUCAUGUUAGUCCAGAACAAUUUCGACAAGCCUUGCAAGUGGCUGGACUGGAUGUUCCUGGAGAUCAGCAAACUUGCUUACUGCAGUACUUUAGUGAUGACAUGGGAUUCAAUUAUCAAUCCUUUCUUCAAGCUGUUGAACCUCUGGAUAAUCCACCAUUGUAUGAGAAAUAUUUGGAACAAGUGAAAAGAAUUAAUGCUCCGAGACCAGGAAGAAAACCUUCCUCUCAGGAGACAAACAUAGUUGAAAUAAUGGCAAAAAUGAAAUCAAAGGUUGUCAAAAAUCGGAUGAGAAUUAUAGAAUUUCUGAGGAACUUUGAUCGCCACAAUCAACAAUGUAUCUCAAAGGCAAACUUUGCUCGGGGUUUGGAUCCAUUAGGAUUGCAACUUACUCCAACAGAAGUUGAAACACUUGCUGAAGUAUUUGCAAGCCCUAAGCAACCAGGAUUUGUAGAGUAUCUUCGUCUGGUUGAAGCAGUUGAAGAAGCUGUUACACAGGCAGGACUUCAAAGAGCACCUACAAUUACUCCAAUACAGCAUCUGGCAAUUAAUGAUGGUGAUCACAAUUUCCUAAAUUUUGAGGAACGGCAGAUGGUUAAACGUGUUCUUGAGCGGCUGGCAAGGCAUAAUGAAUACAACUUUAUUUCAGCUUUUAAGGACUGGGAUCCUACAAACAUUGGGACAAUUUCAAAAGAGCAGCUAUUCAAAGUUUUUUCAGUACUGGGAAUUGCUUCAUCAUUUUCUGGUCAAGAAAUUGACAUUCUAACCAAGUGUUUUGGUGUUGAACGUGGCCUCCGAUUAGAAGUUGACUACAGAGCACUGUGUCAUGUGCUUGACAUUUUACAUAAUACGAGCAGAGCACAUGCCGCCUAAGAACUCUAGAGAAGUUAGCAUUCAUUGAUUUAAGCUAUGAUCCAUCAUUUUCAGUGCUUAAUCUUCAGUGUAAAAUACAUGU